Messenger RNA from Mangifera indica (mango), 2220 nucleotides. RefSeq names its product probable UDP-N-acetylglucosamine--peptide N-acetylglucosaminyltransferase SPINDLY. The record is from RefSeq and is a predicted model, not a curated record. Gene Ontology annotation, molecular function: protein binding. The transcript has 11 exons. Lineage: Eukaryota; Viridiplantae; Streptophyta; Magnoliopsida; Sapindales; Anacardiaceae. Bases 93 to 2003 code for a protein of 636 amino acids.
GGGCUUCUACGACCGGAGCCCAAUAUUGGCAAACUUACAAACGGGAAGGUCUCUGUUACUCAACCUUGUAUCGUUAACUUGCGAGAAAAAAAAUGAAACCCGAUCUGCCUGUAAAAGCAGAAGCGGGAACCCUUGACAGCACCACCAUGGAUGAUAUCUCCGAGACUAAGGUAUUCGUCUUAGCUGACCUCAACGUUAAUCCCCCCGAAACAGACUCUGAACCCUCCGCUCGCAAUCUCUCCAGGUUAAUGAAUGAGGAAUGCAAUCCAAGCAGUCAUAAAGAGACUGAUUUAGUAGAAGGAGAAAGUAAAAAGCUGAACAAACUGGGUAAAUGCCGCUCUAGAAUUAGUAGAUUAGAUUCCUCGCUUGAUUAUGGAGUUGAUGGGGAUGGGGAUCAACCUGGUCAAGGGACUACCUCUUCUCGUGAAGAAAAAGUUAACAGCCUUAAAACGGGCUUAGUACAUGUAGCAAAGAAGAUGCCAAAAAAUUCCCAUGCUCAUUUUCUGCUUGGUCUGAUGUAUCAAAGGUUAGGUCAGCCUCAAAAGGCUGUUUUGGCAUAUGAGAAGGCUGAAGAGAUUCUUCUCCGCUGUGAGGCAGAAAAUCCUAGGCCUGAGUUGCUUUCAUUGGUUCAAAUUCAUCAUGCACAGUGCAUUCUACUUGAAAGUAGUUUGGGAGAAGAUAGUUUGGAUAAAGAAAUUGGACCUGAAGAGCUUCAGGAAAUUCUUUCCAAACUGAAGGAUUCAAUGCAAUCAGAUAUAAGGCAGACAGUUUUAUGGAAUACCUUGGGGUUGCUACUACUUAAAACUGGCCGUUUGCAGAGUUCUAUAUCCGUUUUGUCAUCUGUGUUGGCUCUGGACCCCAAUAACCAUGACUGCCUUGGUAACCUUGGGAUCGCUUACCUUCAAAGUGGAAAUUUGGAGCUAUCAGAAAAAUGUUUUCAAGAUCUGAUACUAAAAGAUCAAAAUCACCCUGCUGCCUUAGUCAACUAUGCUGCCAUUCUUUUGUGUAAAUAUGGUUUAGUUAUUGCAGGAGCUGGUGCAAAUGCUGGUGAAAGUGCUUGUUCGGAUCAGGUUGCCGCUGGCAAUGUUGCAAAGGAGUGUUUGCUAGCAGCAUUAAAAGUGGAUCCCAAAGCAGCACAUAUAUGGGCAAAUCUAGCUAAUGCAUAUUAUAUAACUGGUGACCACAGAAGUUCUGGCAAAUGCUUGGAGAAGGCAGCAAAACUAGACCCCAAUUGUAUGUCUACUCGUUAUGCAGUUGCAGUCCACCGUAUCAAGGAAGCUGAAAGAUCUCAAGAACCUAGUGAGCAGCUUUCCUGGGCUGGGAAUGAAAUGGCUUCCAUAUUAAGAGAGGCAGAUGUUGUUCAGAUUGACCCUCCCAUUGCAUGGGCUGGACUUGCAACAGUUCAUAAAGCUCAUCAUGAGAUUGUGGCUGCUUUUGAAACAGAACAAAAUGAGUUGAUGGAGAUGGAAGGUCGUGCUAUUUACAGUUUAAAGCAGGCAGUUGCAGAGGAUCCAGAUGAUGCUGUACGGUGGCACCAGCUUGGCCUUCAUAGUCUAUGCUCCCGACAAUUCAAAACUGCCCAACAGUAUAUCAAGGCUGCAGUUGCCCGUUUUAAAGAAUGCAGUUAUGCAUGGUCAAAUCUUGGCAUCUCACUUCAGUUAUCGGAUGAAACGUCAUCACAAGCUGAAGAUGUAUACAAGCGGGCUUUGGCAUUGGCAACACCUGAUCGGGCACAUGCGAUUUUUUCCAACCUUGGAAAUCUCUACCGGCAGCAAAAACAAUAUGAAUCUGCCAAGGCAAUGUUUACAAAAGCACUUGAACUUCAGCCUGGAUAUGCUCCGGCAUUCAACAAUCUUGGUCUGGUAUUUGUUGCUGAGGGUCGAUGCGGGGAAGCCCAGUUCUGCUUCAACAAGGCCCUUGAGGCAGACCCACUGCUGGAUGCAGCUAAAUCCAAUAACAUAAAGGCAUUGGCCAUGGCUAGAUUGUGUGGAGCACUAUCCUAGUGUUUUCUUGAAGAAUUAACAUAAUGGCAAGUGAAGGUAAGUAUCUUUUCUUCAUCCUAAAUUUAGGUUUGUAAAGCUAUGUAUUUUCUUUUACAAACAGAUCUUCGGAAGCACAUGCUUUCACUUGUAUGUUCAUUUUUUAUGUUGGGAUAGAAGUGUUAUACUUUCUUCAAGUAAAAAGAGUUGAGGUCCAUAUACAACCAGGGAUUUCUUCCCA